GUUCAUAACCUAACCUCAAAUAAAGAACAAUAAACAAAUAAUCGAUUUUAUCCAGGAGGGCAAAAUGGUGUAAAAUAACUAACAUUUAGUAUAGAUUGUAUGAAAUAGUGUUGCUAUAGACGACAGUGAAUAAUUAAAAACCUCCAUUUAUCAAAAAAUAUCAAUAACAUUUAGUUUUAACUACUUAUAAUUUAACCAUGCCACUGUUUAACUAUGGUUCCCUCCUGGAGCAUGGUAUCAUUGGUGGUAUUUUGACCACCAUAUUUGUUAUAUCUAAUUAUUCGUUGCAUAGAAUAGAAGAAGGGCAUGUGGGGAUCUAUUAUAGGGGUGGUGCCUUGCUUCCGGUGAUGAGUCACCCAGGGUACCAUAUGAUGUUUCCAUUGAUAACAUCAUUUAAAAGUGUGCAGGUGACACUGCAAACAGACGAGGUCACAAACGUUCCCUGUGGCACCAGCGGGGGAGUUAUGAUCUAUUUUGAUCGCAUUGAAGUUGUCAAUUAUUUGAAUUGCAAUAGUGUUAUGGAUAUUGUGCGAAAUUACACUGCUGACUAUGAUAAAACUUUAAUUUUCAAUAAAAUACAUCAUGAACUGAAUCAGUUUUGCAGUAUACACACCCUUCAUGAAGUUUACAUUGAUUUGUUUGAUCAAAUUGAUGAAAAUCUUAAGCAGGCAUUACAAAGGGAUUUACUAGAAAUGGCUCCGGGUUUAACGAUUCAGGCUGUAAGGGUUACCAAACCGAAAAUCCCUGAACCUAUUAGGAAAAACUAUGAGUUAAUGGAAGGGGAAAAAACCAAAUUAUUAAUAUCCAUUGAACACCAAAAGGUGGUGGAAAAAGAUGCUGAAACAGAUAGGAAACGAGCGAUAAUUGAAGCGGAAAAAAUCGCUUUAGUAGCAAAAAUCCAGUACGAACAAAAAAUCAUGGAAAAGGAAUCGUUGCAACGCAUGUCCCAAAUAGAGGACGCGAUGCAUUUGGCGAAAGAGAAAGCGAGGGCGGACGCGGAAUUUUAUAAAAUGAAACAGCAAGCGGAAGUGAACCGGCUGCUGUUUACCAAGGAAUACCUCGAACUGAAAAAGUACGAGUCUUUAGGCAAGAAUACGAAAACGUACUUUGGCACCGAGAUUCCUCAGACUUUCUUAGGGGACUCUUGUAUUAAAGAUGCGGUCCAUUCAAACGUAAUAGCAUCAGAUAAAGAUGGCGUAGCCAAAGAAGUUGCACUGUAAGAAUAAUUUUUUUUUCGUUAAGUUCACUUUAAAGGCUGUGUUCUGUUUAGGGAUUAAGUUUAAUAAUUAUGUUCAUUAAAAGCAAUAUAGGAUUUUUCAUUCAAA
Messenger RNA from Anthonomus grandis grandis, 1325 nucleotides. Its product is annotated as erlin-1-like. The record is from RefSeq and is a predicted model, not a curated record. The coding region runs from base 198 to 1220 and encodes 340 amino acids. NCBI's taxonomy places the organism in Eukaryota, Metazoa, Arthropoda, Insecta, Coleoptera, Curculionidae. Gene Ontology annotation, biological process: SREBP signaling pathway. Gene Ontology annotation, cellular component: endoplasmic reticulum membrane; endoplasmic reticulum. Gene Ontology annotation, molecular function: ubiquitin protein ligase binding; cholesterol binding. The transcript has 6 exons.